This is a messenger RNA of Diorhabda sublineata, 4160 nucleotides long. Its product is annotated as zinc finger protein 91-like. NCBI's taxonomy places the organism in Eukaryota, Metazoa, Arthropoda, Insecta, Coleoptera, Chrysomelidae. The record is from RefSeq and is a predicted model, not a curated record. The transcript has 6 exons. Bases 332 to 3880 code for a protein of 1182 amino acids.
CUUUCACUGAAAUAGUCCUCUUAACACCAUAAAACAAUAAAACAAUACAAGAAAACUAUCGCCAAGAAAAAAUAAUAGGUACAUACGAGAAAAUUAGUUGUUUACCCCACGGCCGCCACUUUGCCGUAGAUCAACUAUAUUAGAAUACCUAGUUAGUGUAUUACUGAGUGGGCCUGAAGUACGAGGCCAAUCUACGCAUUACACAAAGGUGCCUUUUACAUGUACGUAAGACCGCGCUUCUAGAGUAUCAUAAAGAAACAGAAGAAGAGUUAUUACGUUCGAAAGAUUCAUUAUUAAUUUAAUGUAAACAAGAUACCUAAUAUUUAUUAUAAUGGAUGUGGUACAAAAAAUUUUCAAGGAAGAUAUUGAUAUUCAAAAUGAUUUUGUUUGGAAUAUGGACGUUAAACGAGAAUUGAUUGACGAAACGCCUAAAACAGAUUUUCAAAAUGUAGAUACUAGUAGUAUGCGUCCUAUUAAACAAGAAAUAAAUGAUGACCUUACAAUAAUUCAUAUAUUGAAAGAAUCGAUCAGAGAAACUAAAUCAGAGAAAAGUUUCCUUGAAGUUAAGAUACCCAAUAUUAAAAACAAAAUCAAAUAUUUUGGUAAGCGAAUUAAAUCAAAAGGAUUGCUAAAAAAUGGAAAAUACUCGUUAAAUCAAAAUACUAUUCCCGGAAUAAAGAUCUGUGGAUUUUGUGGGAAUUUAUACACAAAGCAGACAGAAAUGCUUAGGCACAUUUCUAAAAACCAUUUUAUGAAACAAAAGAAAUUACAACAUAAAAUGGAAUUUCACCAGAAAAAUGAAAGGUUUAAAAAAAGACAAUUAAUUGAAUUGGUUAGUCACAGAAAAUUUGAUGAAAAUGUGAAGAAUGAAAUUGAAAUAGUUGAACAUAAUUUGGAAACAGAGCUGCAAGAUAUGAGAUUUGUUGGUAAUUUAGAAUUAGAUAUAGAAACAGGUGAAAACUUGAAGGGAAGAAAUUUAACUAGUUUAAAUACUCACAUGCCCAGUCACGCUACUAUUAUAUCUUUAAAAUGUAAAAUUUGCCUGAAAACGUUUCCACAUAAAACUGAUUUAAACAAACAUACUUGUAUUUAUACAAGAGAGAAGCCAUUUAAAUGUGAGGUUUGUUCAAAAACUUUUUCACAUAAAUGUAGUAUGAAAAGACAUUUGCUUAUUCACAUUGCAGAAAAUUCACACAAAUGUCACAUUUGUUUAAAGAUUUUUCCAUUUCAUUUGAGUAAAAAUUUUCAAAUUCACACGAAAAAAAAGCCAUUUGAAUGUAACAAUUGUUUUUCGCAGAAAAGUACUUCCAGAACAAAUCUGCUCAGUCACACGGAAAGAAAACCUUUCAAAUGUGACAUUUGUUUUAAAACUUUCUCAUAUAAGAGUAAUUUUAAUGUACAUUCACGUAGUCACACUGGAGAAAAACCGUUCAAAUGUGACAUCUGCUUAAAAACUUUUUUGCAAAAGAGUAGUUUAAAUGUACAUUUACGUAGUCACACAGGAAAAAAACCAUUUGAAUGUGACAUUUGCUCGAAAACGUUCUCUCAGAAGAGUAGUUUAAAUGUACAUUUGCGUGGUCACGCAGGAAAAAAACCAUUCAAAUGUCACAUUUGCCUGAAAACAUUCGUUCGAAAGGAUAUUUUAGAUAUACAUUUGCCUAGCCACAUGGGAGAAAAACCAUUCAAAUGUGACAUUUGUUUAAAAUCUUUCUCACAAAAGAGUAAUUUAAAUGUACAUUUACGUAGUCACACUGGAGAAAAACCAUUCAAAUGUGACAUUUGCUUGAAAACUUUUUUGCAGAAGAAUAGUUUAAAUGUACAUUCACGAAUUCACACAGGUGAAAAACCAUUCAAUUGUGAAAUUUGCUCGGAAUCUUAUGCAUGGAAACCUAGUCUAAUUACACAUAUGCGUAGUCAUACAGGAGAAAAACCAUUCAAAUGUGAUAUUUGUAUGAAAACUUUUUCACAGAAAAGUAGUUCAAAUAAACAUUUUUUUAUUCACACAGGAAAAGAACUCAUGCAUAAUAUGCCUUUCCAGUGUGAAGUCCUUCAUUCUGCGCAUUCAGGAUUUCUUCUCCUGCACACGUCGUUAACUCAGCUACCGUCCAGCUCACGAUCUGUGGAGUCUUCAGCAGUAACCACUCAGCCGACUGUGAUGUUUCACGUGGAUAUGGUACAGAAAAAUGUUAAGGAAGAAAAUAAUAUUCAAAAUGAUUUUGUUUGGAAUAUGGAUGUUAAACGUGAAUUUACUGACGAAACGCAAGGGGAAGAUUUUCAAGAUGUAAACACCAGUAGAGUGCACCCCAUUAAACAAGAAAUAAAUAAUGACCUCAACAUAAUUCAAACGUUAGGAGAAUCGAUGGUUUCAACUAAAUCAGAGGACGGUUUUCUUGAGGCUAAGUUACCCAUAUUUCAAAACAAAAUCAAAUAUUCUGGAAAGAGAAUUGAAUCAAAAGAUAAACAUAAAAUAAUGGAUAUGGUACCGAAAAUUGUCAAGGAAGAAAUUAAUAUUCAAAAUGAUUUUGUUUGGAAUAUAGAUAUUAAACAAGAAUUUACUGACGAAACGCACAAGGAAGAUUUUAAAGAUGUACACACCAGUAGUAUGCAUCCUAUUAAACAAGAAAUAAAUGAUGACAUUAACACAAUUAAAACGUUAGGAGUAUCAAUGGUUGCAACUAAAUCAGAGCACAGUUUUCUUGAAGUUAAGAUACCCAUUAUUCCAAACAAAGUCAAAUAUCUUGGAAAGAGAAUUAAAUCAAAAGGAUUGGUAAAAAAUGGAAAAAUAUCGAAAUCAAAUACUAUUAAGAUCUGUGAAUUUUGUGGGAAUUUUUAUACAAAACAAAUAGAAAUGCUCAGGCACUUUUCUACAAAUCAUUUUAUGAAACAAAAGAAAUUACAACAUAAAAUGAAAUUUAGCCGAAAAAAAGAAAGUUGUAGAAAAAGACAAUUUAUUGAUCUUACCAGUCACAGAAAAUUUUAUGAAAAUGUGAAGAAUGAAAUUGAAAUAGUUGAACAUAAUUUAAAAACGGAGUUGCAAGAUAUUGAGUUAGAUAUAGAAAAAUGUGAAAAAUUGAAGAGAAGGAAUUCAAAUAGACAUUGGUUGGUUCAACCAGGAAAAAAGCUAUUUAAGUGUGACAUCUGUUCCAAAACUUUCUCACAGAAAUGUAAUAUGAAAAGACAUUUGCUUAGACACACUGAUAACCCACACAAAUGUGUCAUUUGUUUAAAGACUUUUCCACAAAAGUUUCAUUUGAAUAGACAUUUUCGAAUUGAUACAAGAGAAAGGCCUUUUGAAUGUAACGUUUGCUUGAAAACUUUCUCACAGAAAAGUAGUUUAAAAACACAUUUGCUCAGUAACACAGAAAAAAAGCCUUUCAAAUGUGAUAUUUGUUUGAAAACUUUUUCCCAAAAAAUUCAUUUCAACACACAUUUACGAGGUCACACAGGAGAAAAGCCAUUCAAAUGUGAGACUUGUUUCAAAAUGUUUUCACAGAAGAGUAGCUUAAAUGUACAUAUGCGUAGUCACAAAGGGGAGAAGCCAUAUAAAUGUGACAUUUGUUCAAAAUCUUUCUCACACAAGAGUAAUUUAAAUGUACAUUUGCGUGGUCACACUGGAGAAAAACCUUUCAAAUGUGACAUUUGUUUGGUAUCUUAUUCAUGGAAAACUAGCUAUAUUACACAUUUGCGUAGCCACACAGGAGAAAAGCCAUACAAAUGUGACAUUUGUUUGAAAGCGUUUUCACUUAAGAUUCAUUUGAAAGUACAUAUGCGUAUUCACACAGGUGAAAAACCAUUCAAGUGUGAAAUUUGCUCGGAAUCUUAUGCAUGGAAACCUAGUUUAAUUACACAUAUGCGUAGUCAUACAGGAGAGAAGCGAUAAGGAUGCAAAAUUUGUUCAAAAUCUUUUUCACAGAAAAGUAGUUUGAAUAAACAAUUUUGCAUUCACACAGAAAAAUAACUCUUGCAUAUGUUAUAUAAAAAUUUCACUAAAAGGAUUUAUCUUGAUAAACAAGUAAAAUGGUUUUUGUAUUCUCAGCUUGAGAGGUAUAGCGAAUUUUUUACUAUUAGUAAUCAGUAAAUAUUUUCAAUAUUCGGAUUCGAAUCCGCGCCUCCAGAUAUAAAAGCAUAAAAAGUUUCAUUUGAAAAAAUCAUGUCAAAAA